CCAGGAGAUGAAGGAGGCGUUCUUCGAGGACGCGCUGCUGGGGCUGAUGGAGCGGCGCCGGCGGCGCGGCCGCGGCGAGCCCGGCGCGGGGCCGCCGCCGGCGCGCUCGAGGUCACUGCUGGACCUGUGUCGGCCCAGUCACGCGGAGCUGGUCACCACGCACACGUACGACUACGACCGGACGCCGCCCUACCGCUCCAGUCACGUGACCAGGUACCAGCACCAGGGCCGGACUGACCCAUUCCUACCGCCCGGGGGCAGCCUGUCCUACGCUCCGCGCAUGCGCUGUCGGCGAGCGCAGCCGCCCAGCGACGAGCCGGCCGUCGCCGAACAGAUUUACAACGAGUACCAGGAAAAGCUGGUGGAGCGUUUGGACCGGAAGGCAAACGGAUCCCUGAGGCUGAACAAGCCGAAGCGCGAGCUCCCAGCAGAACCACGUGACUUCGGGGUCGUCGAGCAGGUCCGUCAGGAGUUCAUGGGCCGCGUGCAGGAGCGCAAGGACAAGUACGGCGCCGACUGGGACCCACGGGAGCAGGAGCAGGAGCAGGAGCAGAAGCAGGAGCCGGGCCCGGCCGGUCUCUGCUGUGCCUGA
Molecule: messenger RNA, 592 nt
Organism: Pollicipes pollicipes
Lineage: Eukaryota; Metazoa; Arthropoda; Thecostraca; Pollicipedomorpha; Pollicipedidae
Exons: 5
Coding region: 8-592 (194 amino acids)
Source: RefSeq, a predicted model, not a curated record